AUGGUUGAACCUAGGAAAACCUUGUCUGACUAUGAGAGACCGCAAUUCACCGGUGAUGAGUUUAGCGUACAAGCCCCUACAGUUCCAGCAAACAAUUUUGAGAUUAAGGCAAGUACAAUUGGGAUGUUCCAGAACUCUGUUCAAUUCGAUGGUUUAGCCGAUGAGGACCCUCAUGCACACCUGUCUCGUUUCCUUCAAAUCUGUUCAACUUUUAAGAUUAACUCUGUCUCAGAUGACGCGAUUAGGUUGAGAUUGUUUCCGUUUAGUUUACGGGGUGCAGCAUACCGUUGGCUCACUUCACUGGCCCCCGGGUCCAUCACAACUUGGAAGGAUAUGGUUAAGAAAUUCCUCGCUAGAUAUUUCCCACCGAGCAAGGCAGCCCGAUUGAGACAAGAAAUAUCUUCUUUCCGACAAGGUGACUCAGAAACUUUGUUUGAAGCUCAUGAGAGGUUUAAGGAUCUCUUGAGACAAUGCCCGCACCAUGGUUUUGCAUCUUGGAUUAUAGUGCAGAUAUUAUUUAAUGGGCUAAACUAUCAAACCCGACAACUCAUUGAUGCCGCGGAAGGGGGUUCAUUGAGCAGUAAAUAUCCUGAGGAUGCAGAGCAGUUGAUUGAAAGCAUGGCUAGCAAUGAAUCUCACUGGAGCACUCGAGGAAGACCACAGAAAAUAGUGAGGAUUUAUGAGGUAAAUGAUACCACCGCCUUGGCCGCGAAGAUAGAAGCACUGACUAAGAGGCUUGAUCAGUUAUUAUGGGAUGAAGCUCAAAUAAUGGAGCAGUCCUGUCUUGUGGUACUUGUGGUGUUAAGGAACCUCCAAGCAUCGGUCCAAUCACUCGAAAAUCAAGUUGGGCAACUAGCCAGGGCAAAUGCUGAGCGACCACAAGGUAGCCUCCCGAGCAAUACAGAGCAGAAUCCAAGGGAGCACCUCAAGGCCAUCACUCUUAGGAGUGGGAGACCGUUGGAGACAAGAGCCGAGGAUUUCUCAAGUGCCAAGAAAGAUGGGGUGACCAUUUUGGAAGACCCCGAAGUGGCUGAGCCGCGGCAUAUAAAUAUUCCACUCGUUGAGGCAUUAGCCAGAAUGCCUAAGUACGCCAAGUUCAUGAAAGACCUUCUUACCAAUAAGAGGAAGCUUGAAGAGCUUGAGAUAGUGGCACUCCCUAGGAAUUGUUCCGCAAUGAUUCAGACGAAGCUUCCAAAGAAGUUGAUUGACCCUGGGAGCUUCAUCAUCCCUUGUAUGAUCGGGGAGGGCAUGCAACAGAAAGCACUGGCCGACUCCGGGGCCAGCAUUAAUGUAAUGCCAUACAAGUUGUUCUUGAAGUUGGGAUUAGAGAAUUUGAGGCCCACGAGAAUGAUGGUGCAACUUGCAGAUCGAUCAAUAAGGAAGCCCAAGGGUGUUGUUGAAGAUGUACUUGUGAAGGUGGAUAAACUCAUCAUUCUUGUGGACUUUGUGAUACUUGAUGUGGAUGAUGAUGUUGAUGUCCCACUGAUCCUUGGGCGCCCAUUCCUUAAUACUUCUAGCGCUCUCAUCGAUGUAAAAGGAGGGAGAAUGAUUCUCAGAGUGGGAGAGGAGAAAGUCAUUUAUACACUUCGUGAAGCAAUGAGGCAAACCUUGGAUCAUGAUGACCCCUUAUAUUUUACCGAUGAAACUGAUAUGGUUAUCUCUGAUUGUAUGCAGGAAGUUUUGGCUAUGAACCCAUUGGAUGAAUAUCUGGAAGAAGUGGACAACAAGGAGGAUAAGAUGAAGGUCCCUGUUUCCCCUCCAAUGCAACAUGUAAGCUAUGUGGGAACAGAUCCGCCACCAAGUCAUAAAAAGAAGAAAAACAUGAAGAAAAUGUGGUGCAAGGUGAACAAAAAGCUAAAGGAGGGGACGACAGUCAAGCUAACGCCACCAAGGGAGGUAGACCGUCUUUACUUUGAGGGGAAAGGCAUGUUUUGA
Dioscorea cayenensis subsp. rotundata (Guinea yam) is the source of this 1935-nucleotide messenger RNA. RefSeq lists its product as uncharacterized. The transcript has 3 exons. NCBI's taxonomy places the organism in Eukaryota, Viridiplantae, Streptophyta, Magnoliopsida, Dioscoreales, Dioscoreaceae. The record is from RefSeq and is a predicted model, not a curated record. The coding region runs from base 1 to 1935 and encodes 644 amino acids.